GAUAGUGACAUCAGGACAAGCCCACGAAAGUUAUCGUAGCAAGGAGUGCAAGGUUGCGCCUGUCGUUGGCAAGAGCUUUGAACUCAGCUCCGCCCCUUGAUGGUGACUACUCCAGGAAGAAGGAUGAAUUGCUCAAGACACCUUUCAGCAUUGCUACUGGCAUUAUUCUUCGCCGCAGCCCUCUGCAAAAGUUUCAAAAGAAGUUCAGCUACUUUUUCAAAGAACAAGAUUUCAGGUUACAGAAGUCCAGCUACUUUUUCAAACAACAUGGCUCCAGUUUACAGAAGAAGUCGAGCUACUUUUUCAAAGAACAUGGAUCCAGAUGAAAAUCUAGAAUACAAUUUGCAGAGAAACUUGGACGUCAUGAAAUGCUCUUUUCUAGUGGCACGUAGAAUGAAGGAUAAUGGUAGAAAUGAUACCUUGACUAUGCUGAGAGAUCUUAACAUCACGCAGUGCUUUGUUAAAGUCAAUUAUCCAGUGGAUUACGUUGGUUUCGGUUCGAGCCUCAGCUCAAUUGAUGAUUUCAGUAUCACGAACAUUUCUGUAAUGAUCAUGGACGGAAUGAAUGAGACAGGUUCCAAUAUUUUAGACAUUCAAAUUGCUGCACCAGAAAGCAACGAAUUCCUAAUCUUAUACUAUAUGCUUGGCAUGUGGAUUUUGAUGGUAAUUGUUAUUUUAUGUCUUAAAUGCGGACAAAAAAUGCGACAGAAAAACACGCGGUAAACCAAAAUGUAAGCGGACUGAAAGUUGGAACUUCUCAAAAGAUAAAUAACAAUUCUUUUUUAUUUUUUAUUUCUCAAACCAUUAAAUACAUGAAAAUGACCAAUAAGUGAUUGUACUAUGAUAAUAAAAGAAUAAAAUCUGUGUAAUAACCUUUUCCA
This is a messenger RNA of Stegodyphus dumicola, 881 nucleotides long. RefSeq lists its product as uncharacterized. Lineage: Eukaryota; Metazoa; Arthropoda; Arachnida; Araneae; Eresidae. The record is from RefSeq and is a predicted model, not a curated record.